GCGUCUGUCAGCCAUUUUGACCAGCGCCAGCAGAGGCAAUAUUUUUUCUCCAAAUCUAAGACGGUUUUGAAACCGAUUCAACGUUUUACCGAUCCUGCAACAACAGAAACACACAGAGAUGACGGAGAGAAGCUCUGAGUCUGAGAUUCCUGUGGAUGAACUGCCAUCGGUACACCCUGGGAACGAGACAAACAGCAGCGAGCAAAAAUCACCCGUUCCUGUUCCGGGCCAGACAGAGCAGACAAAGGCGGCCAAACGCUUUGCGUGUACGGUAUGUGACUUCACGACAGAUAAAAAAUCAAAACUAUCCAUCCAUGUGAGAAGACAUACGGGUGAGAAACCUUACAAAUGUGACCAGUGCAACUAUUCCACUGCAGAGAAAGGCCAUUUAACCCAACACAUGGUUAAACACACUGGAGACAAACCCUACAUAUGUGGAGAGUGCGAUUUCCGGACCGCCUAUGGGUCUGUUCUGACAAAACAUAAGAAAAUGCAUAAAGGUGUAAAACCCUACAAGUGUGACCAGUGUGACUAUUCCACCAUAGGCAAGUACAAGUUAGACGAACACAUGGCUAAACACACCGGAGAAAAACCCUACGUAUGUGGAGAGUGCGAUUUCAGGACGGGCUAUGCGUCAGUUCUAGCCAAACAUAGGAAAACGCAUACAGGUGUAAAACCCUACAAGUGUGACCAGUGUGACUAUUCCGCCGCACACAAAAACCGGUUAGACCAACACAUCAUGGCUAAACACACCGACGACAAACCCUACAAAUGUGAUCAGUGUGACUUUUCCUCUGUACGGAAAUACCGGUUAGACCAACACAUGGCUAAACACACUGGAGACAAACCCUACGUAUGUGGAGAGUGCGAUUUCAGGACAGACCAAGAGUCUGUUCUGGCAAAACAUAGAAAAAAACAUACAGGUGAAAAACCCUACAAGUGUGACCAGUGUGACUAUUCCGCCGUACGCAAAAACCGGUUAGACCAACACAUCAUGGCUAAACACACCGGAGAAAAACCCUACAAAUGUGAUCAGUGUGACUUUUCCUCUGUACGGAAAUACCAGUUAGACCAACACAUGGCUAAACACACCGGAGAAAAACCCUACGUAUGUGGAGAGUGCGAUUUCAGGACGGGCUACGAGUCUGCUCUGGCAAAACAUAGAAACAUACAUACAGGUGAAAAACCCUACAAGUGUGACCAGUGUGACUAUUCCGCCGUACGCAAAGACCAGAUAGACCAACACAUGGCUCAACACACCGACGACAAACCCUACAAAUGUGACCAGUGCGACUAUUCUGCUAAACUGAAAGGCAGUUUACGCCGACACAUGGCUACACACGCUGAAGAAAAACCCUACAUGUGCGGAGAGUGUGGGUACAGGACUGCUCUCAGGUAUUAUUUAUCCAGACAUAUGAGAGCCCAUGGUGCGAAAACCCAUAAGUGUGACCAGUGUAACUAUUCUACUGGAAUCAAAGGCAAUUUAGACCAACACAUGGCUAGACACGCUGAAGAAAAACCCUACAUGUGUGGAGAGUGUGACUACAGGACGGCUUCCAGGUAUCACUUAUCCAGACAUGUGAAAUCCCACGGUGAGAAAGCCUACACGUGUGAUCAGUGCGACUAUGCUGCCACAAAAAAAGAACUCUUAGAUCGGCACUUGGCCAGACACUCUGGACAGAAACCCUACAUGUGUGGAAAGUGUGGAUACAGUACAACUGUCCAGUAUUCCUUGAAAGUACACAUGAGAAAACAUACAGGGGAGAAACCUUUCAAGUGUGACCAGUGCGACUAUGCUGCAGCAGCGAAAAGAGAUUUAAAUCGUCACUUGGCGAAACACACUGGAGAGAAACCUUACGUAUGUGAAGAGUGUGGAUACAGGACAAAUAUAAAGUUUUCCUUAACCGCACACGUGAAAAGACAUAAAGGAGAGAAACCUUACAAGUGUGACCAGUGUGACUAUUCUUCUGCAUAUAAAUUUUGUUUAGUCCAACACAGGUAUAGUCACACCGGAGAAAAACCCUACCUGUGUGGGGAGUGUGGAUACAGGACAGCUGACAGGUCCGGUUUGUACAAGCAUAUGAAAACCCAUGCAGGUGCAAAACCCUCUCAAUGUGACCAGCACGACAAUUCUACUGCACAAAAAGGUGAUUUAGACUGACACAUGGCUAAACACACUGAAGAAAAAACACUACGUGUGUGGAGAGUGCGGAUACAGGACAGCUUACAAGUAUUUCCUAUCUGCACAUAUAUAUAUAUAUGAAAACUUGUAUAGAUGUAAAACAGUGUUACUAUUCUGCGUGAAGGGAAUACUGGCCAACACAAUUCUGUACCCAUCCAUUGUGUUUGGGGAAUGUGGGUGUAGGCCAGCUUACAGGGCUGCCUUGUCCACACACACAAAUGGCGAAUCGUGCUGACUUGACUUGUAUGUGCCGAGCCCUGGUGUCCCUCACAUCAAGUCAAUUCAGAAUGGCAGCCCAACCGUUCCUGUCUUCCAUUACCUGGCUACAUCUGUGAGAAGUGAGGCCUAAAACCUACCCGGAUGACCUGGCACCUUUGAGGGCAGAGGAAAACCACACAAAUGUGACCAGUUUGUACAUUCUGCUGCUUGGAAGAACAGUUUUGACUGACCCUUCCGGAUUCAGGACAGCAGAUGAUGAUACGUUUAUAUUGAAACAUUUGGGGAUACAUUAUUUGUAUAUUUAGGUAAAAUCGUAUAAAUUUAACCAUUAGCGUUUUACUAACUCUGUCCCAAAGCUGGUUCUGCUUCUUUCCAUGCCAGAUGAACACCAAUAACCUUUUCUUGAAAGGACAUGAAGCACAACAAAAUGAAUUACAUCAUAGUGUCUCUUUUAUUGAAUUCACCAUGUUUGCCUUUAUUUCCUUGGUUCUAAACUCAUUGGACAUAUUCAGCUUGAACUGAUUUUGACUUCAAGCCUUGACGAUGUUGUAUGCUAGUUUUAAAGAAAUAAGUUGACACCUGUAUUUUAUCUUCAACUCAGAUCUCCUUAUUCGGUUUGUAAAAAUUAGGACCUUAGACCCCUAAUGACUUCAUUAGUGUUGAUUAAACAAUUUGUUUUUCACGUCUAAGGGUCAGUACAAGCUAUUUAAUGAUACAAUGGAUGAUCUAGUGUCUUAUGACUGCAACCAAGAUCGUCCUUGAACUCUGCUGUCUUUUUUUCUGGGCAUACAAAACCGAGAAGUUGAAUUUAUAAUUAUGAUAGUUAGUUUUGUACCUGUUAGCUGUAUCUAUUCAACAAUGUUUUGUGACCCGAACUUAGCCCAGUAGUGUGGCAAAAUGUUACGUAGGAAUUAACCACUUUUGAAGAUGAGAAAAAUAAAAUAAAAUUCGCUGAAAGUAA
Messenger RNA from Branchiostoma belcheri (Belcher's lancelet), 3362 nucleotides. RefSeq names its product zinc finger protein 845-like. Bases 119 to 2161 code for a protein of 680 amino acids. Gene Ontology annotation, molecular function: DNA-binding transcription factor activity, RNA polymerase II-specific; RNA polymerase II transcription regulatory region sequence-specific DNA binding. Gene Ontology annotation, biological process: regulation of transcription by RNA polymerase II. Lineage: Eukaryota; Metazoa; Chordata; Leptocardii; Amphioxiformes; Branchiostomatidae. Gene Ontology annotation, cellular component: nucleus. The record is from RefSeq and is a predicted model, not a curated record. The transcript has 2 exons.